AUGAACAACAGUCCCCACGCGAUACGUGAUUGUCAAUUUUCUGAUACUGCUACUGCAAUUUGGAGUGACCCCUACGUUACCGGCCGGCGAUGGUUAGCACGGCGGCCCACCAGAAGCGAGCACCCGUUUCACCGUGACAGCAUCUCCAUAGGUACGAGCACCAACAGCGCCGCCAGUGAAUUGGCGUGCCAAGGCAUUCUUGCACCAUCACCGGUUCGCCCACGUGUGCGUAUGGCCUCUUUUCCCCAAUAUGCUCGGCAGCCACCCAUUGGGUCUGAUGGGAGCGGCAGUUGGGGGCAUAGUACCGAUGUGGCCGCCAGUGCCACACCAGCGCAAACCUCAUCGGUGACACUGGAGGCGGAAGUAGUAAAAGCAUCUAUGAAAACCCAAGCAGAAACACAGCUUUUCCUUCGCUGCUCCCCGCACAUAAUGAUACACUCCACUACAAAAGUGCCUGCUGCUGGGCACUUGCAUCCCUCUGGCGGCAACUGCCCGACUACGCCCAAUUCUGCAGGAGUGCGCAUUCGCAGCGGCACCAUCGAUGAUGACGACGCCGUCCGAACGUACUUCUUUGUAAAUGUCCCAGAGUUAUGGGGAGAAGGCUUUGGCCAGAGUGAUUUCGUCGCGGGCGUGAUCAGAAAGGAGCUGGUGAUCAAUGUGGGCGCCGCAAAGACGUUCCAGCGCAGCGGUGCGCGCAGGUGCCGUGCUGCAGGGCCAGGCUUUGAGCAGGCGGACUUGCAGACGUUCUGGCGCGCUGCAGCUACGUGUGAUGGCGACGCAGAAAGAAGUGGUUUGGGGGAAGAUGAAAUAAAAUAA
Trypanosoma grayi is the source of this 816-nucleotide messenger RNA. RefSeq lists its product as hypothetical. NCBI's taxonomy places the organism in Eukaryota, Euglenozoa, Kinetoplastea, Trypanosomatida, Trypanosomatidae. Bases 1 to 816 code for a protein of 271 amino acids. The record is from RefSeq and is a predicted model, not a curated record. The transcript has a single exon.